Opisthorchis viverrini is the source of this 1381-nucleotide messenger RNA. RefSeq lists its product as hypothetical. Bases 1 to 1101 code for a protein of 366 amino acids. Gene Ontology annotation, cellular component: glycerol-3-phosphate dehydrogenase (FAD) complex; cytosol. The transcript has 7 exons. Gene Ontology annotation, biological process: carbohydrate metabolic process; glycerol-3-phosphate catabolic process. Gene Ontology annotation, molecular function: glycerol-3-phosphate dehydrogenase [NAD(P)+] activity; NAD binding. NCBI's taxonomy places the organism in Eukaryota, Metazoa, Platyhelminthes, Trematoda, Opisthorchiida, Opisthorchiidae. The record is from RefSeq and is a predicted model, not a curated record.
AUGAAGCAGGUGGCCGUGCUCGGUUGCGGUGCUUGGGCUACUGCAAUUGCCCGAUUGAUAGCCCAGAACAUCAAAGAUUCAUCCGAAUUCAUGGACACAGUAAUGAUGUAUGUGUACAACGAAAAAUAUGAUGGUGAAUGUCUGGCAGAUUCCAUCAACCGAUUACAUGUCAAUUCAUUGUACUUUCCCGGAUUUAAACUUCCUGAAAAUCUUGUUGCUUCGACCGACUUGAAAAACAUAGUUUCGCGCUCGGACAUUAUUGCCAUUGCUUAUCCGGCCAAGUUCGUUCCGUGGUUAGUUGAGCGGGUUCAACGAUAUGUCCUGCCUACGAGCUACUUCAUUUCGUUUUGCAAAGGCGUUGUGCUCGAUUAUGAUGAAACCUGUCUCCGCCUAGUCAGUGAUAUUGUCCAUGAAAAGACUGGAAGACCUUGUUUGACCGUGAUUGGUGCUACUACUGCGCUUGAAGUGGCAUGGCAACACUAUACCGAGGCAACGAUUGGUUCAACGGACCUCGAACUGGCUAAACAGACGAAAAGAUUACUUCAGACCAGUUAUUUCCGUCUCGUCAUUUCGCCGGAUGCGGUCGGGGUCGAACUAUGUGGUGCACUUAAGCAUGUCGUGGCUAUUGCUGCUGGCAUUGCCGAUGGGCUUGCUGUGGGUGAUAAUACGAAGGCCGCAGUGUUGCGUCUCGGAUUCUGGGAAAUGUUCCAACUGAUGAAGGAGCUUUUUCCUGACAGGGGUAUCCAAGAGCUUACUCUUGAACAAAGCUGUGGAAUGGCCGAACUCUUUGUAUGUAUGUCUCACCGAUCGAAUCGUCCUCCGGCUUUGGGGUCUGAUAUGGAUCUGAUGAAUAUGUUGCUUGGACGUCAACUAACAAUGGACCGACGCAAUUCGGUAGAAGAUAGUUCGCUGUCGGAUGCCAAAAUACGCAGCGUUUGUGUCAAUGGGUCUGAAUAUGCGGAUAUGAUAAACAAGAUCCUACAACAGCGGAAACGUGUGGCACAGUACCCGUUAUUCACGGCCGUACAUCUCCUUUGUCAUCACAAGAUGCACCCCAAUCAAUUCAUUGAUCGCCUCCGGUCGCAUCCUGUGCAUCAGUAGAAUGUGUGCUCCUUGUUUUCCAUGACAGCACCGAUUGCGGCAUUGUGUAAUUUAUUUUUGUUACUUUUGACCAAAUCACUCCCACUGAUUUUUGAACUGUUUAUUUUAGUUGUCUAUGAGAACCGACCUACUAGCGUAGGCCAAUGUUCAUAGUUACCCUUUGUCCAAACCUUGUUCCUUGUAGUCAGUCUAUAAAUUGCAUCUCAGCGUCAGCUCUGUCGAAUAUUAAAUCGGAUGUUUCCAUCCGAAACUUCCGCAGUUCUGUUUCUUUUUGGAAUGG